Messenger RNA from Lodderomyces oxycetoniae, 3672 nucleotides. It is a transcript of the gene SPT7, whose product is annotated as SAGA histone acetyltransferase complex subunit. The record is from RefSeq and is a predicted model, not a curated record. NCBI's taxonomy places the organism in Eukaryota, Fungi, Ascomycota, Pichiomycetes, Serinales, Debaryomycetaceae. Gene Ontology annotation, cellular component: SLIK (SAGA-like) complex; SAGA complex. Gene Ontology annotation, molecular function: structural molecule activity; protein heterodimerization activity. Gene Ontology annotation, biological process: regulation of transcription by RNA polymerase II. The transcript has a single exon. Bases 1 to 3672 code for a protein of 1223 amino acids.
AUGGAUAGACUAGAUCCAUUUCGAGAGAAUGAUCCAAGGAAUUUACUUGAAUUAGCAAAGAAAUUGAAUCUGAGGAAAUUCUUUGAGAUCUUUCUCAGCGAAACUCAAUUUCGAAUAAUAGAGUAUAUACUAUCGUUGAAUAAUGUUGAAAUAUGGAGUCAGUUUCUAGAAGGCAAUUGCUAUAUUCGAUACGAGAAAUUGGACAAGAUAGAAAAACCGAUAUUGGAUGAGGUCGUGGAGGAAGGAGGAGACGCUGGAGGAGACGCUGGAGACGGUGAACUAGAUGUUAAAGAUGAUGAUGAUGAUGUUGUUGUCGAAUCGACUACCAAACCCGUGGAUGAAGAGAAAUUACGUGAAAUCGAAGAACAUCCAGAGCUAACUUUUGAACAAGGUAUUAAUAUGAGUAAGAAAUUGGCUCUACAUAUACGAUAUUUACUAUGGGAAAAGGCUAUAGAUUUUUACUAUGAAACAAUGGAAUUGGAUAAAAGUGAUUGUACUUUUGAAGAAGUUAGCGACGAUUAUGAAUUGAUGGAUUCUAUCAAGUUCAUCGAUGAUCAGCAAAAGGAGGAGAAAACGGAAACAGUAACAAUUGAAAAUCCGAGAGUACGAGAGUUGGAAGAUGAAUAUGACGAUGAAGAAGAAGAGGAGGAAGAAGAAGAAGAAGAAGAAGAAGAAAAAUCAAAAGAGAAGGAGGGAAAGGAAAACAAUGAGGUAGCAUCAAAGUGCGAUGAUGCUCUGCUGAGAGAUGACACCAAUAAUCUACUACAGUACAAUGAAAAUAACCAAUUGGUCUUGAAUGUUCCUGUGUCCAUAUUCGAUACAGCUGCUACCCUCGAGAAAGAUAAAGAUGCAAGCACGGUGGAGGCUAGUAAAGAGAAGAUAAAUGACCAAGAUAAACUUAUCAAAGAAUUUAACAAAGUCUAUCACAACUUUGAGUACGAUAGAGAGACGCUAAUUAAAAGACGUAAAUUGGAGCAAUCGGACCUUCAGCUUGAGAAAAAAAAUGAUGCAGAAACUAGACCAUCUCAUCAGAUGAAUAUAUCCUUUGGUUUGUCGUCAACGUCUCUUCAACAAUUGCUUUCCGUUAUUCUGUCCAAACGGGAUAAGAUUGCAUUAAAUGAUCACGAACUACGAGCCUUAUUUAUGGAUGUUAGAAAGAACCGAGGGAAAUGGGCUAACGAUGAUAGAGUAGGACAAGAAGAAUUAUACGAAUCUUGUGAGAAAGUUGUUACCGAGUUGAGGAACUAUACCGAACACUCAACGUUUUUUCUCAACAAAGUGUCAAAACGAGAGGCACCCAACUAUGGAUUAAUAAUUAAAAAGCCAAUGGAUUUAAACACCGUUAUGAAAAAGCUAAAGAAUUUAGCUUACAACUCUAAGCAGGAAUUUGUAGAUGAUUUGAUGUUGAUUUGGAGCAAUUGUUUAACUUAUAAUGCUGAUCCUAAACAUUUCAUUAGAGCACAUGCAAUUUCGAUGCAGAAAAAGACUUUAAAGUUAACACCUUCUAUACCUGAUAUAACGAUAAAAAAUCGAGCAGAUGUGGAAAAAGAAGAGGAAGCCGAAGCAGGAAAGAAAGAAGAUGAAGAGGAGGAGGAGGAGGCUACAGCAGGUAAGAAAGCUUCUAAAAAGGGGCGCAAACGAACGCGAAAAGAUGAGGCAAGGAAAGAGGAAGAUGGGAGAAAUGGAACAGCGCCAGCUGGAACACCAACCCAAUUCAACGACACAACAGUUGUGGAAGAGAAACAACAGAAUGGUAAUAGUAUUCAUAAUGAGGACGAGGAAGAAGAAGAAGAGGAUGAAAACAUGAUAGUUGCUGCACCAUCAACCGAGAACGAAGAAGAAGAAGAGGAAGAAGAGGAAGAAGAUGAAUUUGAUCCCGAAUUGCAAGCAUGGAGAACAAUGACAUCAAAGUCAAGAGCAAACUAUUGUGAACAAAGGUCAGACUUGUUUGGCAAAAACUGUUGCUUGCUUUCGGAUGCACCUGCAAUGAUUCGAAAAUCCGAUGAAAUGGCACACUUCAAUCAGUACUUAUUUAACAAAGAAGUCAUUUCAAAAUCAAGUAGUUUGUUAGAUAACGAUGAACCUUAUUUGUUGGAAUAUGACGUUACUGGAGGAAUACCUGGGUUCGAAUAUCAUGGUGUAACUAAAGAGCAAGAAGAGAUUUCCGAAAAUAAAUUAGUAGAUUUGUACUUGCAACAGACUGGGGGUGAUGCAUCAAAGAUUGAAUCACAAUUCGUCACAACGAAGGACUCAGGGUUGAACAAAUUGUAUUAUGAGAACAUCACGGAAAUGCAAGAAAUUCGUAAGAUUUGCUUCAAGAUUUCUUUAAUACGACAAAUGCAGACUCAACAGUUUGUGCAUCACACACAGAUGAAACAGCCAGAAAUUGAAACUCUUCGAGAAGUUGAUGUUGAUGCUAUUUCGAAAUUGCCCAACCACGAUCCCAAUACUCAUGAUAUCCAAUAUGCAGUGUUGCGUCGAAAUGUGAGCAAAAUUGCAAUGCAAACAGGGUUUGAAACUACUGAAUCACCAGCAAUCAAUACAUUAGCUCAAAUUGCCGAGAGAUACAUUGGGAAUAUUGCCAAGUCAAUGAAAUUGCACUGUGAAACAAAUUCGCGCAAUAAACUACUUCCACGAGAGAUUCUCUUGUUGUCCCUUUUGGAGAAUGGUGUCGAUAAACCAGAUGAUUUAUACACAUUUGUUCAAGAAAGAAUCAAGAAACAACAUAUUAAACUUUGCGACUUAAAAAUGAAACUAUCAAACUUUCUCAAGGACUUGUUGCGACCCGGUUUGGAAAACUUUAAUGAAAAGAGUUUUGCUGAUAAUAGUGAGCAGUUUAUGACUGGUGAUUUUUCCAAUGACUUGGGUGAUGAUUUCUUUGGGUUUAAGGAAUUGGGAUUGGACAAAGAGUAUAACAUGUUGACAUCAUCGAUACCUAUACACUUGUUGCAUUCACGAUUACACAAUCAGUUUAGCUCCACCGGUGGUGCUAACAAAAGAAACAAGUAUGAGGAUCUUCAAGAGUAUGAACCAGAAAAACUUCAUGCCAGCGAUGUUGAUAAACAAAUUGGAUUAUUGCGUCCUUUCUAUACCAAACUUAAUGAAAGAUCAAAGCAACAUUAUAUCAAAUUACAGAAAAAGAAAGGAGAGAGUUUGGAUUUGCCAGACGAUUCCGUGUUUGCAUUAACCGAAGAUGAGGAAUUACCACAGAAGCAAAGAAAUGUGAGACCGAAGUUACCUCCUACGGGUAAGAUCACUGCUAUCAAGAAAAAGAUUAUCGCCAAUUCAUUCUUUUUGAAUGAAGAGCCAGAGGUUAGUAGCAAAGAGGAGCUCCCGGUAGUGGUGAAGAUAGAAAAUGAAAAAAAGAGAAACGAUAGGGAGAAAAAAGAAACUGGCAAGGUUAAAGACAAUAAAGAAGAUAAAAGCAAGCAAGGCAAGGAUUUGAAUCAAAAGGAAGAAAAGGAUGUUUUUAAGGAAAAUGAGACAAACGUUGGAAAGGAAGAAAAAGACGGAAAAGAUGGAAAAGAUGGAAAAGGGGCGGAAGAAGAGAGAACGAAGAAACAAGGUGACACACAACAAGUUCAGGAAGUUCCUAAUAACGCAUUAGAUACGGUUGAUUUGCAAACCCCUAUCAAAGAAAAGGAAGAGCUCCAAAUGGAAGUGGAUGAAUAA